This is a messenger RNA of Styela clava, 4708 nucleotides long. RefSeq lists its product as uncharacterized. The record is from RefSeq and is a predicted model, not a curated record. Lineage: Eukaryota; Metazoa; Chordata; Ascidiacea; Stolidobranchia; Styelidae.
UAUUUUUUCAACAGCAUACUUUUAAUUAUUUAUUUAACUAAUUAUAAAACUAAUCAUGACGUCAUUGGAUGAUCCAAGAGAGUCUCUCAUGUGGGAGAAAGAUCUAAUUGUGACAUCAGAGGAACUUACAAGUUAUGCGGCCAACUAUCCACCAAUGGGAGUGUACAUUCCAAGAGGAAGAGUCAAAGUUCCCCAUGUCAGAUCUCGUCGAACUCAGCAGAUAUCUCAGUCAGCACGUGGAAAACCGAACUCACCGAAUCUUUUGAUGAUUCGACCGAAUUCCCAAACAACUUCAAACACUUUGCCUCCAAUCGACGUCUACGCAAAUCGUCUUUAUGACGUCACUACCACUUGUCAUCAACCAACUACGUCAUCGAGAAAGAACCAAGAACUUAAUAACAACAAACCAGGAAUUAAACCAAACGUAAUGAAAGGAAAGGCAUUCGAUGCAAUGACGUCACAAUUAUUUUACCCAAAUAAUGACGUCACGAACCCAAUGCUUGAUUAUGCAAAAUCGUUUAUGACGAACAAUAGGAGUUUUCCGGGACAAUCAACGGAGCCUGUAUUGCCUCCCCCGUACAUUAAUUCCAGGCUUGACUGUGUUAAUGGAUUUACAAGCAGGCAGCAUACCACUGAUAUGACGUCAUUGAUGACACAAGAUAUGGGACUUCCCCUUGGACAUCAAUAUUAUCAGCAUCUAUCAGCCAUUGCAGCUAUGGCGUGGUCUGAUUGUAACCAAGCGACUGAAAAACUCCGAAGACUUUAUGAAGAAACCGCUCACCUUAGUCGAAAAUACGAUCCGUUUGGCUUAUUCCCCGGGGGAAUCCCCGGUUAUCACCCGCAUUUAAUACCUGCCUCUCCUGCACCAGGAAACACUGCCUCCACGAUGACAUCUAAAGAUCCGAGAGCGGAAUUACUUCGAUACCAACGUCUCUCGAGGGAUCAGGUCAAUCAAACUCAAAAUAAAUAUGCAAAUCUUGCGACUACUUUUCAAAAUACACAUUGUGACGUUAAAAUGACUAAAAAUUCUUGCAAUAUGACGUCACAAAGUCCAUUGCCUGGAAUCGCAUUGUUUUAAUUCACAACCAACAAUACAACAGUACCAAACCGUGCCUUGUGAAGUAACAAACCAAAGAAAUAAUCCAAGCCAAAAUGAUUUUUACGCGCCAAAACCAAAUAGCGUUGGGCAGAAACGUAAAUUCCGCGACCAGCAGGAUCUGAUGGUUAAACUGGAGUCAUCCACAGAUCAGAAAUAUAGAGCGAAACUUCCCCGCAUUGACUCGGCUUAUUUUCCUAAACCAGAUAAUCAGAUGACGUCACAUAUGACGUCAUUGUUUCCAGACUCUUUGAUUUACAAUCCCAGUGCCCAACCCCCACCUUAUGAGAGUAUAUUGCAGAAUGGAUCUAUACCAGACUUUCUAAAGAGAACGGUGAAAACAGAAAAUUUUUCAACAAUUAAUUUUUCUGACAUAAUGCGUCAUGAAAGUAGUGAUGGCGUAACUAAUACGUCAUCAAACAUGGCUGACAAAUUUUGUCUUCCAUCUGUUUCUUGCAGCCCGAGUCAGUCUUAUGUAAAUUUACCUUUCGUUUUACAAUAGUGGUAUGGCGUCACUUAUUACCCUUACUGUCUUUUGCUGUUCCACUGUGAAACCUCUUUUACAUUUAUCAUAUGUUUGUUUUUUAUUGUUUACUCGUACCUAGUAAUUAUGACAUCACAAAAAUAGUUGUGAUGUCACAAUCCCGUACUAAUUUUGUCACCAUUGUGAAAUUACCUCAUGACCUUGAACUUAUAUUUCUCAAGGUUAUAUCAUACUACAGUCAUUAUUUCUUCAUGAUCGUAUUAGUUUUUACUGUAUAAUUACUUACAUAUGCGUUAUACAUAUAUACUUUCGUGGGAACCGCAGAGUUUUUGAAGUUCUGAAUGCUUUCACCGUUGCGAUUAAAUUAGAUUUUCUCCUAACCCGUUUAUGGUGAAACCGCUUUAAUUAGCUGAGUUUCAUUUGGUUUAGGGCUUCGGGUAACUAGUCAGUUGCAAUGGUCAAACACCCAAACCAUUAUUACCUAAUUAGACCACGCCUCUUGCUGGCAUCCAUUUAUAUUACUUGGAACGAACACAAUUUGGGUCUAUGAAGUCACUCAAAACCUGAAAUAAUUUAGUAUUUGUCUUUAUAAUGAUUAUUACAUGGCUUAAUGAGACCCUAUUUUUCUGUAAUACUUCGUUUAACAAGAGAAGGCAAAUAAAUUUGGAAAAAUAUUAAAGUUACCCCACCGCGUCCGAUAUCCCCUUCACAAUAUCUUUGAUUGGGCUUUGAUAAAGAAGCUAGUUACAGGGCCGGGACUUUUGGGAUUUUUGAAGGAUUGUGAUCUUUUUGUUUGAGCAUAUUUGUUACAACCUGGGUGAGAUGUAGAGGUUUUAUACUUAAUAUUAACGAAAUGUAUACUGGUCUCGAAUAUCAGGAUGCCCACACAAAGUAUUAUUCUCUCGCACUACCGCAGAAAUAAAGGAGAUUGAUCACUGAGCAAAACAUGGCGGGCACUGAAACUAAAAAAUAUAACGGUUGAAAUAAGACCAAAAACAGUAGAAUUUGAUAAGACCAGAAAAACAGCGGUGAAGUAGUUCAUCUCGCAUCAUUAUUUUCCAAUUUGUUUUGAAUAUUUUCAACUGAUUUAUUUUGAAGCUAAAUUAUUUUAUUGACAAUUUUAUGUAACUGCACCAUAAUUUCAUCGUGAAUGUGGAAAUUUUCCAGGGGUCGGAGCAAAAUUUCAUUCCAUACACAGACUAACCCUUUAAAAUAUCAAAUCCGAUACCACUCCGGUUUGACAAAAUUUUUGACUCCAGUAACCGGAAAAAACAAUUCUGAGCUAAAUCAUUUUUAUGACGAUUUUAUGCAACUGCACGAUAAUUUUCAUGGAAAUUUUCUGUGGGCCGGACUAAAAUGUCAUCGUAAACUCAGAGACUUGAAGGAAGCAACUCCGAUCCUAUUCCGGGUUGACAAAAUUGUCGACUCCAACUCCCAAAUCUGGAAAAACAAAUUUUUGCUAUUUCCGACUCUUGAUAACUUGGAAAUAUGAUCCCCACUCCAAUAUAAAAAUGCCCAACUCCGACUCCAUGGCUCUUAUUCUAACUAACUAAACCCGACAACCAUGUUUAGUCCAAUAACAGACACCGGUGUGGUAUGUGUUCUACAGAAACUUACACCUAGACUAAGCCGGUGUUUCACAAUCUGUAGGUCAUGACCUAAAACUUGGUCGCCUGAAACUUUUCUGAGUCCCUUGUUUUUUAUAAACAAACCUAAAAGUUACUCCUUUUGAUUUCUAGUGAAUUUUAUUGUUUAUUACUUAUCGAUUUUAAUCGGUAAGUAUGUUGAUAGGUAUUUGCCUGUCUGUCUGUAUGUAUGUAUGUCUGUUAGAUGCACGCGAUAUCUCACGAAAGCGAGAUUGAAUCCGCUCCAGAUUGUGCAUGUGCAUUCAUCUCAUCUCGGACCUGAAGCCUAUUGAGUUUGGGCGAAUUAUGUCGUAUAAUUAGCGAGUUAUUAAUUAAUUAGUGAUGGGACACAAGGUGUCACUACGGAGUAAGAGCGCUGUUUUCGGGGAUCCCCUAGCUUUCGGUCUUCGGUCUCUGACCGAUAUUCUCGUUUUAUAUUCGGUAUGAAGUGUUGCUCAAUAAUAAUUGGAUACGUGGGAAGUUUUGCAGCGUGAAAACUUUGAGCUCGUAAUUUUUGCCUAAGUAAAACCACGCCACGAUUUCAAAAUCUCGCUGAGAGCAAACUAGCACAGCUCUCGCACUUUGUUUUAUAUUACUAAUUCAAUUUUGCGGUCAUAAAAGUACUACAUGCCAUUUGGUAUUUGAGCACAUCCUUGCGUUACGAAAUUUUAGAAAAUUGAUUUUUCCGGAAAUUUGGGUUGCUUGAAAAAAAGUUUGAACCAACUGGACUAAGUAAGGGGCUUCAAGUCUAAAGGGCGAAUGUUGAAAUUCCGAGAAAAGUUAUUUUGAAAAUAUUACAAAGAAAUAAUUUGAGCUGGUAUCUAAUCAAUUAUAUUUUCGAGCAAUAUUUAAGUAUAUCGAUAUAAAUUACAUGAGUCCAAAUCAGAAAUAUACGUUUUCCACAUAUUUUCUAAAGACCGCUUUUGAAAGAUUCACGACUUUUAUUAAGCCCUCGAUAUGUUUCGUUCGGUUCAUGUUUAAGCUAAACCGAGGUCGAGUAAAAAUAAUAAAAAUCUAUUUCGUGGAAUCGUAGUUUGAUGAUGAUUAGCGUUUAUAUGACAGCUAGAUUAAAAGCACCAUCUGACAUGUGCAUGUAGACCAAUGGUUUUCAAACUUCAUUGUCUUGUGGCUGAUUUUUAUUGAAAAAAGAAACCUUAGACCCAUAGAUAUUUCGAGUAUCAUAAAAUUAUCAAUGAAUAUGUCGAUGAAACUAAUUCUUUAUGUCUAUUUAUCAGUUUGUCAAGUUGAACUUCCCAACCUUGGUUCAUCCUCGAUCGUAAAUCUCUUCUCUUUUCAAUUUGUAAUUGAUGACGUUUUUUUCGGACCUACUGUAUACCAAUGAAAACUCCAGGCCAAUUUCGAAGAUCCUCAUUGAGACCACACUGAGAAACACUGAUGUAUGUCGAAUACCAUACCGGCACCCAAUAAUAUUUUUGUCUGAUAUUAUCUUCUCAUAAUCUGUGCAAUUUAUUAUCAAAAUAUACGUGUGCAAUAAUUAUCCAA